AUGACUCAGGCUGUGCAAGUGUUGAAUAGAUAUGGAACGGAUUUUGUUGCGGAAGGGAGGGGUUCAGAUUCGGAGUGUUUAGCUGGUUUUGAAUGUUUUCUGAACAUUGUGAGGGCUUUGGGAAUGGGAUCUUGUAUAUCAGAGGUUGGUGCUGGUGGUUCGCCUCCUCUGUUAACUUAUUCCCAGGAAUUGAACGUCGGCGAUGGUGGGAAGAGGAAGAGGAUAAGGGGUUCAUCUACCAUGGAUUAUAAGGUGCCUGGGAGAAUGUUCUUGAAUGGUUCAAGUGAUGUUGCUUCUAUGUAUUGUAAGCAAGGUAGAAAAGGAGUCAACCAAGAUGCUAUGCUUGUUUGGGAGAACUUUUGUUCAAAGGAAGACACUAUUUUUUGUGGUGUUUUUGAUGGCCAUGGACCUUAUGGCCAUAGGGUUGCAAAAAAAGUUAGGGAUUCUUUCCCUUUAAAGCUUGGUGCACAAUGGGAUUUGCAUCUUAAGAAUGAAAAUGGAUUCAGUAAUCAAAAUGGUGCUGCCACAAGUUAUAAUUCUGAAGAGCAAAUUAGACAGGUCGGUGAGAACUUUGAUCAUGAGCUCGAUGGAUCAAAUACUAUCUUGGCAUUAAGAGAAUCCUUUUUGAAGGCUAGCAAGAUUAUGGACAAAGAACUGAAACUGCAUCGUGAUAUUGAUUGCUUUUGCAGUGGGACUACAGCAGUUACCUUGAUAAAGCAGGGGCUGAAUCUUGUUAUUGCAAAUGUGGGGGAUUCAAGAGCUGUACUGGGAACCCGAGAUCAUGAAGAUUCUCUUAUUGCUGUUCAGUUGACUAUUGACCUUAAGCCUAAUCUUCCAAAGGAAGAAGAGAGGAUUAAGCAUCGUAAAGGAAGGGUGUUUUCCCUUAAGAAUGAACCUGAUGUGGCUCGAGUUUGGCUACCUAAUUCUGAUUUCCCAGGUCUAGCUAUGGCACGGGCUUUUGGAGAUUUUUGCCUAAAGGAUGUUGGAUUGAUUUCUGUUCCAGAUGUCUCAUAUCACCGCCUUACAGAUAAGGAUGAGUUUGUUGUGUUAGCAACAGAUGGGAUUUGGGAUGUUUUAUCAAAUGAAGAAGUUGUGGAGAUUGUAGCAUCUGCACCGCAGUCUACUGCCGCUCGAAUACUGGUUGAGUCGGCUGUUCAUGCUUGGAGGACAAAAUUCCCUUUCUGUAAGGUUGAUGAUUGUGCUGCAGUGUGCCUCUUCCUCAAUUCAGAUUCAGAGUCGAAGGCCGAUGAUGCCACAGACAAGUCGAUGCCAGAUGCAACAACAGACCCAGUUGAUCAAUCAUCUCUACCUAGUGAGAAUGGAAUUGGAGCGGAAGCUGAAAAACUGCAGUGA
Messenger RNA from Lathyrus sativus (Indian pea), 1353 nucleotides. The record is from the annotation of a GenBank genome assembly. NCBI's taxonomy places the organism in Eukaryota, Viridiplantae, Streptophyta, Magnoliopsida, Fabales, Fabaceae.